Molecule: messenger RNA, 930 nt
Organism: Fulvia fulva
Lineage: Eukaryota; Fungi; Ascomycota; Dothideomycetes; Mycosphaerellales; Mycosphaerellaceae
Exons: 2
Coding region: 1-930 (309 amino acids)
Biological process (GO): protein phosphorylation; chromosome segregation
Cellular component (GO): nucleus; cytoplasm; centrosome
Molecular function (GO): protein kinase activity; ATP binding
Source: RefSeq, a predicted model, not a curated record
AUGACAGUCACAGAUUGCUCAGCAGCAAUCAGUAGGUACUGCGCCCUUGGCCUCUCGCCUUCAGCGACUCCUCGCAAGGUCGCAGGCAGACCAUUGCCUGCUCUAGCCGCCGCGCUUGGUUGGUUGGUUCAGAACUCCACAACCCCUUCGGAGCAAAAAAGUGACGUACGAGGCCUCAAAUUACCUCAGAAAGCCAGAAGAACAUCCGACACACAAGAGUGGGAUCCCGAUGAAGAAGACGACGACCACAAGAUAUGGCGAGGGGCAAAGAUCCUUGGUGGUGGCAUCUCCAAAGCAGCGCUCUACGUUGAAGUUGACAACGGCCACAACAUCGUUGACAGGAUCGUGGUAAAAGACACGCUGGUCACCUCGAAUAACUGGCACAAGGAUCCUAGAAGAUGGCAUGGCUGGACUGAAAAUGGCAAACCUGAAGACCGCGUCCCUCUCGAAUGGUGGACACACCAUCUAGCCUCAAUCUGCCCGGAGACACAGUACAUCGUUCGACUUCGCGGCGCACCAGCCCUGGAUUAUACACGCUGCAUACACCGUAUUUACAUCGAAUACUGCUCCCGUGGUGAUCUGACCGAUGUUGUGGAGACACACCGUGCCGUCCCCGACCGCGUUCCACAACAGUUCCUAUUCUUCGUCAUGAAAGUUCUGGCCGAGUGCGGGCUGAUCAUGGAACAAGGUGGCAUAAACUUCAGACCCAACGACUGGAAACAGAUCAUACAUCGCGAUCUCAAACCCGAUAACAUCUUACUCGACGCCUCUCGCCCAGACCACUUCCCUCUAUGGCCACAACCCAAACUGGCAGACUUCGGCCUGGCCUUCCUCACAACGCCUGACGAUCCCGCAAACCCAGUAACACGGAACUCCGGCGCUGGAACAGUGGGCUACCUCCCCCCCCGAACAGAGCUCCUUCGUCAAUGA